GGUCGGAGGCACCCAGCCGGCCAUGCCUCCCCCUAAGACCCCUUUCCACAUCGAUGCUCUCCUCGCCGAACCCCCACGGCCCGGCCACGCAGCCCCCGGCCCGCCGCCUCCCAUCCCUCUCCCCAUGCCGGGGCCGGGAGCCUGGAGCUGGGGCUGCCGCUGGGGAGGAGGUCUGGAGUUGUCUCACUGCACAGGGGCCGACCCGCUGGGCCCUGCUGUGCCAUGGAGGUCCGGAGGGCCCUGCAAAAUGAAGAGGGUGCGCACAGUCUUCAAGCCAGAGCAGCUGGAGCGGCUGGAGCAAGAGUUCCUCAAGCAGCAGUACAUGGUGGGCACAGAGCGAGUGGACCUGGCUGCGACACUGCGUCUCACAGAGACCCAGGUGAAAGUCUGGUUCCAGAACCGGAGGAUCAAAUGGAGGAAGCAAAGCAUGGAGCAGAAGAAAGCAAAGCUGUCACAGUUUGGGGUGAUGCAGCCCGCCUCUGCUGGCCCCACAGAUGUCAAGGAGCACGAGGAGGACACGGUGGACGUUGAGCUUUGAGGAGCUGAUGGGAUGCAGCUGCCACUGUUGUUUUUGCAGCCAUGCCUGCCUGAUGGAGGUACUGGGGAUGCAGGCACAUUUGAGCUUGCUUGGUCCAAGCUAGACUCAAAAGUUCUUGCUCUGAGAGUUUUGAGCUACAGAACUAAACUGCCACUGGGUGGGAAGAAGCAUCCAAGUGUAGAGAUGCCCUGCUUGGUAACCAGUGCUGUAACUCUUGAUGCUUGAUGGUUCCAUCGCCAUGGCAAAGCAUGUGAUUUCAUUUGUUAUCACAGUGCAAGGAAGCACAGUUUCCAAUAGAGAGGCUGGGGUGACAGUCAGUCCAUGUCUCUGACAGCUGUGAGCAUGGCAGCAUCUGAAAAAGGGGUCACUCCUGUUGCAGGUACUGUGUGCUCCUAUGAGGGAGAGCUGUGUUGGGAGGAGAUUUGGCUCUGAUUGUUUCUCCUGGUCAUCUUGAUUCCUAUGUUGGAUGCUGAGAUCACAACAAGAACAAAAAAAAAGUGGAAACUGAAAAGUCCUUUACUCCCGCCUGCAUCAUUUUUAUCAUUAUUGUAUUUAUUUUCAUGUAUUAUUCAUGCAACAUGAUGAACAGGGUCUGACUCUGCCCCUAGAGCAGCAGUGCUCCUCCUCCUGUCCAGUGCCUUGCUGUCUUCCUGCCUUUCUUUUGCCUUUCAGAGUGUUUUUUUUGCCUUACUUCACCAUGGUUUGCACAGGGAACAAGGGUCUCAUGAGGCUCUCAGAGGUGCAGAGACCAGGGCUGUUAUAAACCAGCAGCUCUCCAACACCUCUGCUGUGUCAGACGGCCCCCUGCCCUCAUCCAGAUGUGCUGGUCCUGGCCCAGAUGGCGGCUGCUCACUUCUCUCCUCGUUAUACACUGCAGUGCUGUGGGAAGCAGCACCUGGAGAGCUUGGCAAGCACACUUGCAACCACACACUGCAGCUUACCGUCAUAUUCCUGGUGGGUGGGAGGGCUCCGAGGGGUCAGGACUGAGCAUUUAAGUUUCUCUGUGUUUUAGUAAUUCCUAGGGGCUGGUGUGCACUGCAGCAGCAGCUUUUGGCCAUGCAGACAGUGCUCAGGCUGUCACCUCAUCCCCAGGGCACCAGGCGCAACAUCCCGUGAGCUCAGGGUAAUUCAUCACUUCUCUUUCCGACCACAGAAUCAUAGAAUGGCCUGGGUUGAAAAGGACCACAAUGAUCACCUGGUUUCAAGCUCCUGCUGUGUGCAGGGUCACCAACCAGCAGAACAGGCUGCCCAGAGCCACAUCCAGCCUGGCCUUGAAUGCCUGCAGGGAUGGGGCAUCCACAGCCUCCUUGGGCAACCUGUUCCAGUGCCUCACCACCCUCUGAGUGAAAAACUGUAUAUUGCUUUCUUCUAGUGUUAGAGAGAAAAGAAAUAACAUUCUUUUCUCCUUGCCAAGCGUUGCUUCUUUAUUUGCUUUGCAAACAGUGUGUCUAAGAGGGAAGAUGAGAUUGGGAGAGGACAGCAGGGCU
Messenger RNA from Lagopus muta (rock ptarmigan), 2025 nucleotides. Its product is annotated as homeobox protein not2-like. Lineage: Eukaryota; Metazoa; Chordata; Aves; Galliformes; Phasianidae. Gene Ontology annotation, biological process: regulation of DNA-templated transcription; neuron differentiation; central nervous system development. The transcript has 3 exons. The record is from RefSeq and is a predicted model, not a curated record. The coding region runs from base 23 to 538 and encodes 171 amino acids. Gene Ontology annotation, molecular function: DNA-binding transcription factor activity, RNA polymerase II-specific; DNA binding.